This is a messenger RNA of Rhipicephalus sanguineus (brown dog tick), 1608 nucleotides long. RefSeq lists its product as uncharacterized. The record is from RefSeq and is a predicted model, not a curated record. The coding region runs from base 38 to 1354 and encodes 438 amino acids. Gene Ontology annotation, molecular function: nucleic acid binding; zinc ion binding. The transcript has a single exon. NCBI's taxonomy places the organism in Eukaryota, Metazoa, Arthropoda, Arachnida, Ixodida, Ixodidae.
CCACUUCCGGUUGCGAAAGCGUUCGGACGUGUGUAUCAUGAGCUCCGUUGGAGCGGCAUCGGCGGCCCAGCUUAGCCGCGGUUCCAGGAUUGAAAUGCCACAGGAUUAUGCCGUCAUUUUGCCCCCUCUGCCAAAUGGGUAUGUGGUUCAGAACACUGUUUUUCUGCACGCAGACGUAAAAGGAAGGCCUUAUCACGCGGAAGAUUUUCGUGAACCCCUUUUUCGACGUGUCCCGCCCACCGAGGUUCUUGCGCUUGGCGCAUAUCAGAUGAAUCACGUGUGGGCGGUGACCUGUAAAAGCGCUGAAGGUGUGAAGAAACGUUUAGCUGAACCGCAAUUGACUGUGAAAGGCCUCAAAUGCAUGGUAAUCGACCCAAGCCACCGCGACGUCCGUCUGAAACUGCAUUGGUUGCUCUACCACGUGCGAGAUGAAGACGUCCGAAAUGCGCUGAUCCCUUACGGGACGGUCGUUGACGUAGGAAUGGAUAAAUGGCGAACUGAUGGCUACACGCAACAGAAUACCAUGACAAGAACCGUGACGCUCCGGCUCAAGGCUAACAUUACGCUGGACGAUAUACCCCACCAGUUACGAGUUGGAGGGGAGCUCGCACUUAUCGUGGCCCUCGGAAGAGCGGCGAGGUGUUUGCGCUGCCAGCAGAUUGGCCACAUUAGAAAAGACUGUCGAGUUCCGCGGUGCGACACGUGCAAACGCUUUGGUCAUGCCCAAGCGAACUGCACGAGGACGUAUGCGGCAGCUACCUUGAACACCGGGGGCACGGAUAAAUCUGAGCUCACUAUGGACGAGGCCGAAGCCGAAGAAUCGGUGAAAUCAAAGGCGGAUUCUGCAGGGAAAACACCAAGUACGGCAGGCAUGACGCAGUUGAAGAAAGAAGCGGCAAAGUCAACUGAAAGUGCAAGGGUGGUGCAACCUAUUGCAGAAUCACCGGUGAAAGCCAAGGUGACUUCUGCAGGGGACACGCCAAGUACAGGAGGCAUGACGGAAGUGAAAGAAACGGCAAAAUCAGCUGACAGUGCGAGUGUGCAAUCUGCCGCAGAAUCAUCGACCAGCGCAAAGGAGGCACAUGUAUCAAAGGAUGUGACCGCUGAAACGAGUGAGAGCAAAAGAACUACUCAGACUGUCCAGGAACCUUCCGACGGUUGUGCCAUGGAGUGGCACGACGCUGAAGAACCCGGGACGGGAGGGAAAAGACCACGAGACGCAGUCCCAUCAGAACCAAAUGAUGCAAGCAGUCAAGAACCGCCUGCGAAAGCGGCUGUCUUUCGGAGGCAGCGGCUGAUGGUCAAGCCAAACGUCGUAGAAGGGGAAAAGAGGCCGGCCAAGCCGCCCCCCUGACGACGCACUAGGUGCGCGCCCCCUGCCCAGAAGGUGUGCCCGAUGACUGAGUAGGCGUUAUUCAGCGCAGACUGUUUGGUGAGCACUUACUUCUACCAUAAAAAUGGCAGUGAGACUUGAGCGAGCAGUACGUUUUGCCAGUAUAAAUGUACGCGGGUUAGCUUCUAGAAGGCGGCAGUACCAAUUGAGUAGAUUGUUUUCGGAGCAUGAAUUCGACGUGAUUGCUGUGCAGGAAACCAAAUUAGCGACUGAGG